UCUUGCAAACCUUAAGGGGAGAUGGCAAUGAUAGGUAGUGGAGGAGAAAGAGUUGGGAAAAGAUGUAGAUGGAGUUCCUCCUCCGAUUCUGCUUUCUCGCAUACGGUGAUCGCGGUCUGGUGUUGUAUAGCGUCAAUUUCGUUGACGAGAAGACAUACAAGAAGAGAAAGUUCUGCCGAAGGUGCUGCAUCGAUAUCCACGACGGAGAUGAAGAAAACAAAGAUGGAAAUGCCGAGCUUGAUGAGGGUGGACUGCGACUGCUCACUCCGUUGAAGUCGAAAAAGAGUAGUUGGUUCCCUAGUUGUUCCAUUGUUGUCGCUCUCGGCUCUGUUGUCUACGCCUUUGGUGGUAUGAUUAAAAGCCCUUACAAGAAAUUCGAAGUCAUCUAUUCUCGUGAGUGCUUCUAUUUUGAUACUAAUCGUCCCAAGGAAGGCUGGAUUCGAGGUCCUCCUAUGCUCAAUGGAAGAGAUGGGGGUAAAGCAGUAGCUGUUGAGGGCAAGAUCUAUGUUUUUGGGGAUGGGAUGCUGGAUGGGAUAAAGAAUGUGGAAGAAUCUGUCUCUAAAGAAGUGGUGGAGGAAGCAACUAUAGAUAAUGCAUCUGGAGAUAUGGUUGCAAUAGACAUGUGAAGUUCCUUGAUAUUGAGGUCAGACCUGCGGGAGCUCUAUUUAUCCUUGUAUUACUGGUUCUUUUUGUUGGUAGUCAUGCAGUAACUCCCUUGUGUAGUAGGUAAUAUUAUAAGAGUAAACUAUUCCCUUUGAGAUGCAUUUAUUUUGGUGUUGGAGUUAUGUAAGCAUGUAGACUUGAUGAACAUGUGUUAAGUGACACUAUUUUAAGUUAUAUAGUUUGGGAAUGAAUU
Messenger RNA from Camellia sinensis, 856 nucleotides. RefSeq lists its product as uncharacterized. Gene Ontology annotation, molecular function: protein binding. NCBI's taxonomy places the organism in Eukaryota, Viridiplantae, Streptophyta, Magnoliopsida, Ericales, Theaceae. The record is from RefSeq and is a predicted model, not a curated record.